ACAGGAGUGCGCAGGCGCGCCGACCGCUCUGCGGCUUGGCCGCUGUUUCUUUACUCCCGCGGAUGUGACAGCAGUUCUGAAGAUUCCCGCUUGGGGCGGAUCCAGGGCUAACUGUUCCGGUCACCGCUAGGCCUACCCCUGCACCCUGUCCUAAUUCCCCUCUUACCCACACACGCUAAACCUGUGUACGGACCCGCCUCGAUGGAUCCCGAACCUCAAGAGCCCUCGACCAGCGACCUCUCUGCUCCGCGCCAGCCUCCCGGCGCCCUUUCAGGGCCUGAUGUCCAGGGUCACAGCGCGGGGGGCGACUCAGGCACCAUGAGCCAGGACGCCGAGGUGGAUAUGAAGGAGGUGGAGCUGAAUGAGCUGGAACCCGAGAAGCAACCGAUGAACGCGGCGUCGGGGGCAGCCGUGGCGGUGGCAGGCGGUGGGGAAAAGAACGGUCUGGUGAAGAUCAAGGUGGCCGAAGACGACGCAGAGGCGGAGGCCGCGGCCAAGUUCACGGGCCUAUCUAAGGAGGAGCUGUUGAAAGUGGCGGGCAGCCCUGGCUGGGUUCGCACCCGCUGGGCGCUGCUGCUGCUCUUCUGGCUGGGCUGGCUCGGUAUGCUGGCCGGCGCCGUGGUCAUCAUCGUGCAGGCGCCGCGCUGUCGCGAGCUGCCUGUCCAGAGGUGGUGGCACAAAGGCGCCCUCUACCGCAUCGGCGACCUUCAGGCCUUCCAGGGCAGCGACGCAGGCAACCUGGAAGGUCUGAAGAAGCAUCUUGAUUACCUGAGCACUCUGAAAGUAAAGGGCCUUGUGCUGGGCCCAAUUCACAAGAACCAGAAGGAUGAUGUUGCUGGGACCGACUUGGAACAGAUAGACCCUGCACUGGGCUCCAAGGAAGAUUUUGACAGUUUCCUUCAACUGGCCAAGAAAAAGAGCAUUCGAGUCAUUCUGGACCUUACUCCCAACUACCGGGGCGAGAACUCAUGGUUCCUCCCCACUCAGGUUGACGCUGUAGCCAUCAAGAUGAAAGCAGCUCUGAAUUUUUGGCUGCAGGCUGAUGUGGAUGGAUUCCAACUUCGGAAUGUGGAGAAUCUGACAGAUGCAUCCUUAUUGGCUGAGUGGCAAAACAUCACCAAGAGCUUCAGUGAAGAUAGGCUCUUGAUUGCAGGGACAGAUUCCUCCAAUCUGCAUCAGAUCCUGAGCGUCCUUGAGAAUGCCAAGGACAUGCUGUUAACCAGCUCAUACCUGUCAAGACCCAGUUCCAGUGGGGAGCAUGUAAAAUUCCUCGUCACCCAGUAUUUGAAUGCCACUGACAAUCGAUGGUGUAGCUGGAGUUUGUCUCAAGCAGGGCUCUUGACUUCCUUCGUGCCAACUCAGCUCCUCCGACUCUACCACCUGCUGCUCUUCACUCUGCCAGGGACUCCCGUUUUCAGCUACGGAGAUGAGAUUGGCCUGCAGGCAGCGGCUGUUCCUGGACAGCCUGUGGAGGCCCCGGUCAUGCUGUGGGAUGAAUCCAGCCUCCCCCAAUCUUUAGUAAACGUCAACUUGACAGUGAAGGGCCAGAAUGGUGACCCAGGCUCCUUCCUUUCCCUGUUCCGGCGCCUGAGUGAUGAGCGGGGUAAAGAGCGCUCCCUGAUGCAUGGGGACUUCCAUCCACUCUCCUCCAGUGCUGGCCUCUUCUCCUAUGUCCGCCACUGGGACCAGAAUAAGCGUUUCCUGGUGGUGCUUAACUUUGGAGACAUGGACCUGCCAGCCAGGCUAGGAGCCUCCACCCUGCCUGGCAGCCCCAGCCUGCCAGACAGGGCUGAUCUGCUGCUCAGUACCCAGGCAGGCCGUGAGGAAGGGGCUUCCCUGGAGCUGGAAAACCUGAACCUGAAUCCUCAUGAGGGGCUCCUGCUGCACUUCCCCUAUGUGGCCUGACCCCAUCUGUCUAGGUCCCAGUACCCUCCCUGGUCCCUCCCAGCCCCUUGGGUUCUGUUUUGUUUUGUUUUUUUUUUUUUUUUUUGGUUUUUUUUUUUAAACUUGUCGAUUACAAAUGAACCCCCAAGUAGGGUGUCUUCUGCCUCCAAAUAAAAGUCACCCCUGCUUGGUGAGG
This is a messenger RNA of Sciurus carolinensis (gray squirrel), 2080 nucleotides long. RefSeq names its product solute carrier family 3 member 2 (gene Slc3a2). NCBI's taxonomy places the organism in Eukaryota, Metazoa, Chordata, Mammalia, Rodentia, Sciuridae. The record is from RefSeq and is a predicted model, not a curated record. The transcript is spliced from 10 exons. The coding region runs from base 202 to 1905 and encodes 567 amino acids. Gene Ontology annotation, biological process: amino acid transport; carbohydrate metabolic process.